Cherax quadricarinatus is the source of this 637-nucleotide messenger RNA. The record is from RefSeq and is a predicted model, not a curated record. Lineage: Eukaryota; Metazoa; Arthropoda; Malacostraca; Decapoda; Parastacidae.
UGUAUUCUAGGGAGAAGAUGGUAAAUUAGAAGUAACGAUGAAAUAUCCGCAUUUGUUCCCCAUUACUAAAAAGUGCCGUGUGCCAGACACAAGAAGACUAAUGGUCACUGCCAGCCAAUCAAAGUGCAUGGAAGAAAAUACUCCUAUCCUUGAAGAACUGAUAUCCUUGCGGCAGAAACAAGCUGAUUUACUAAAUUAUAAAAAUCAUGCUGCAUACGUCUUAGAAGAGCGUAUGGCCAACAAUCCCGAGAACGUUGCUCAGUUUCUUUCUGGUCUCGCUGAAAAGCUCCAGCACUUGUGGAAGCAGGAGAAGUCUGAUAUGCUCAACUUAAAAAAGGAGGAGUGUGAAAAAUGCAACUAUGAAUACUCAGGUAAACUGGAUUUCUGGGACUUUCGGUAUUAUAUGAAUCAGGUAGAGGAGAAGAUGUAUGCUGUGGACCAAAAUGAGAGACCGAAUUGGUUGAUUAUUGCUGUGCCACUACUUGCUCUUGUGUCUGACUGGAAGCUUGGAGUAGGGCUGGAAGAAAUGCAGAACGAAGCAAAUGAGGAUCAUUUUAGGAUGCUGUGUCGAUCUGCCAAAAAUUUAAAGUGCAAAAAGAACUUGAUAUCCCAAGCAUCAGAGAUGUUUGUUACUUGA